This is a messenger RNA of Naumovozyma dairenensis CBS 421, 2760 nucleotides long. It is a transcript of the gene CYK3, whose product is annotated as Cyk3p. The coding region runs from base 1 to 2760 and encodes 919 amino acids. NCBI's taxonomy places the organism in Eukaryota, Fungi, Ascomycota, Saccharomycetes, Saccharomycetales, Saccharomycetaceae. Gene Ontology annotation, molecular function: protein binding. The record is from RefSeq and is a predicted model, not a curated record. The transcript has a single exon.
AUGACCUCAAAUAUAUCAUCAUCAUUGAAACCCCCAUUUAAAGUGAGAGCAAAAUAUGGUUGGUCAGGACAAGCUAAAGGUGAUCUAGGUUUCCUCGAAGGAGAUAUCAUGGAAGUCACCAGAGUAGCCGGUGAUUGGUUCUAUGGCAAGCUUCUGAGGAAUAGAAAAUGUGCUGGUUAUUUCCCAAAUAAUUUUGUUACCUUGUUAGAAGAACGAUUGAAUGAAGCGCCUGGUAAUUCACAAGACUCUUCAAGAAGAACCACUACUACUACGACGAAGAAGGAACAACAAAUGAAAACUUCAGUUCCCGCAAUUCCCUCUAGGGAAUCAGCAAGAAGCCAUCGUGAUAAUUCAGCAUCAACACUGCCUUCAUUUCCUCAUUCCAGACAGCCAUUGAGAGUUUCUAAUUCAUCACCUUCUUUUCCUGAGUAUUCUAGAAAUAUGAAAGUGAGUACAACAACAACACCUUCAUAUUAUCCAAAUGAAAAGCAAAGAAGGCAGAAUAGGGAAACCUACCAUGAACCUAAACAAUAUGUUUAUCAACAGCAAAGAAGUUCAUAUUCGACAAGAAAUGAUAAAUUCAAUGAAUCGCUAAAUAAUCCAUUACCACCACUUCCGCCUUUGCCAGCCAUUUCAAUGAAAGACAGUUCAAGGGAUAGAUUACCUACUAAAUCAUAUUCCUCAAAUGAUAUCAACUCCUCGUUAUCGAAAGACUAUAAUUAUUACAAGGAAAAUCAAAACUUCUACGAUGGGUUCUAUCCAACUAAGAAAUCAAUAUUAUCAAAUGAUGAUAACCAUACUAGUAAUAGUAACCCGUCUUCAAGCUCAUCAUCUUCUAACUUAUUUUCGAACUCAAAAUAUCUCGACAAUUCACUGACAAGCAGUGAAAAUAGUUUUGCUUUAAUGAGUGAUUUCAGUGCUACGAGUGCUGGUAGUUUUGCAAGACAUAAAUACGCUCAGUCGUUCACAAACUCUUUGGAGAAAUCUCAAUCAAUUUCGAAUAAAAAAAAUACUGAUACCAUCAAUUCUAAUGAUAAUUCGUUUACUACUAGUGGUAACAGAAUGAGCGGAUUUUUUAAAAAAAUGAUGACUAAAUCUGCAACGCAUACUAAUAACGAUAAGGAAGAAAAUGAUUCAUACCCUAAAUUGCCUGCUUUAGAGGAUUUAAAUAUUUCCAACUCACAUGGUGAUGCUAGAGAUUGGCUAACUAUAAAAUCACAUAUUAAUAGAUCAAGAACUUUAACCAAAUAUGAUAAACAUCCCAGAUAUAUGAGAGCAUUAGAGGAACACAGAGAUAUUGUAUUACAUCCACAAGAUUCCAUUUAUGAUGAUUUAUCAACUAAUGAAACAAAAGGUAGUACUAAUAGUAAACCAGGGUUAGUUGAUAUUGAGCUUUCAGAUUUGAAAGUUGAAUAUAUUGAUAAGAUGACAUGGAAACGUUGUACAAAUAAUAAAAAAUUAAAUCAAAUGAAAAUUGAUUCAUGGGCAAACUUGACAUUUUCAGCAAGGUAUGCAACGACAAUGGAAAAAUUAAGAGGAAUUUACAUAUUCUGUACAGAAAUGUUUGCAUUAAUUGAUGAUAAUGGAUCUUCCGAUUUUUCCAAAGAACCACCAAAUUUAGAUCAAUUAUUAUAUCAAAAUCAUUGUACUCCAUAUCAAUUAACAUGGCUUUUCCAAAGAUUAGCUAACUCACUGGGUAUCACGUGUGAAAUUGUCAUUGGGUUCUUAAAGACACCGGGUUCACAGACAACUGAAUUUAAAUAUAAUCAUUGUUGGUUAAGAGUCUUAGUCAACAGAGAAUGGAGAUUAAUUGAUGUCAUUUUAGGAAAUUUAACUAAUCCAAUUCAUGAAUUCGUUAAUAAUGAAAAAAAAAAGAAAGCUGAGAACUAUUAUUUCCUUGCACAACCUUUGGAUUUCAUUUAUACUCAUAUUCCACCAAGAGACUUUGAACAACAUAUCGUACCAAGUAUUGAUCAAUUAUCUGCAUUAUAUUUACCAUUAGUAUUCCCAUCAUUUUUCAAAAACUCAUUGAAAUUGUAUAAGUUUUGUACUGCUUUAAGUUUCUUAGAAGAUUCAGAAAUUUAUGAAUGUCAAUUAGAAAUUCCAAGUGAUAUUGAGCUAUUCACAUCAGUCGUUAUAUCCGAUGAUAAUGAUAAUGCAACGCCAAUUCCAUCAGAGAAACUAUCAAUUUACAAUAGUAUGGAUCUAACUUUAACACAAAUGAAAAGACACAAAAUGGAUAGUUCACGAAGAAUUGCCAUCAUUAAGGCCGUAUUACCGCCGGGGGCAGAAAAGGGUUCAUUAUAUAUUCAUUCAGGUCUUCGAGGCACACAAACAACGUUAGUUAAUGUCCAUCCAUUAUCUGUAAUGAUUCCAUUAACUCAUAAAGGUAAUGAAAGUGAGUUUGAAUUUGUGACAAGAUUGCCUUCAGAAAAUGUUCAAAGAAUUGAGACCUAUAUUAUGGAACCCCAGAAUAAGAUUUUGUUUGUUGAUAAUGAAUAUAAUUUUGAAAUUAUUCAACAACCGUUUGACGGUGUCAUUUAUAACAAGGAUAUAAGUAGAUACGAUAAUGAAUUACGAUCAAUGGCAAUCAAAUCACCGUCAGGGAAAAUAUAUUCAAUGGUUAAGAAUGAUCCUCAUUUUCCCUAUGGAACAUGGAAAAAGAAUAUUAAUAUUAAAGAAGUAGGGACCUGGACAGGUUUAAUUAUGGAUGAUUCUGGUAUUGGUUGGUGUCCAUUUGCUGAAUGGGUUUGUACGUGA